Messenger RNA from Papaver somniferum (opium poppy), 2313 nucleotides. Its product is annotated as RNA polymerase II-associated protein 3-like. The transcript has 5 exons. Gene Ontology annotation, molecular function: protein binding. Bases 582 to 1310 code for a protein of 242 amino acids. Lineage: Eukaryota; Viridiplantae; Streptophyta; Magnoliopsida; Ranunculales; Papaveraceae. The record is from RefSeq and is a predicted model, not a curated record.
AGAAAAGAGAUGGGUUCAAUGGCUCUGCAGUACUGAACAGUAAAACCCUAGAAACUGCAUGCGGUAUCCAAAAUCAGGGAAACAAUGGCGGACUAUCUUCCAGAGGAGGUUGUCAAUAAGAUCUUGUCCAAGCUACCAGUAAAAUCCAUAUUAAGAUUCAGACCAUGUCUCACCAUCGCCAUCACCUUCAUCAUUGUGUCUUGAUGCUGUUGAGAUAAAUUACCCAUCCAAAUCUCCAUUUCAUUUAGUUGACAUUUUAGGUACAUGUCAUGGUUUGGUAUUGAUGAAUGUUACUCCUGGUUGUACACUUUGUCUAUGGAACCCGACCACCAGGGAUUACAAACUGUUAAAGAAACGCGUACCCAUGUGUGCAUCCAAGUCUUUAGCUGGUGUUAAAAUGAUGAGUUAUACGCACGGGAUGGGUUACGAUGGCGUGAAUGAGGAUUACAAGAUUGUGAUAGCUUCUUGUUUUGUGGAUCAUGAGUAUAGUAGUGAGGUGAUUGUGUACUCGUUAAAGACAGAUUCAUGGAAAAGUAUUGAGAGUAAUAAGAUUCCUCCUUACUCUAAUUACGGAGAUCAGGAUGGGGUGUGUUUAUGGUGUGCUUCAUUGGAUAGCUGAUCGUUUAUCUGUAAGUGGAACUAAAGAAGGUGUUAUUGUUGCUUUUGAUAUUGUUGAGGAUAGGUUUUUUCUUGAAGGUCUUGCUCAUAACCUGACCCCUGAGUUCUUGGGUGUCUUGGAUGAGGAGCUAGCCAUGCUUUGUAAGGUUAAUGGAAGUACUGUGCCUGGUUUCGAUGUGUGGGUUAUGAAGGACUAUCCCAGGAAAGAAAUGUGGACCAAAAUGUAUACCGUAAAUACCCAAAACCUAGUUCUUCCAGAACCAGCCAACUUAUGUCCGAUACAUAUUUUUAGGAAUGGUGAGAUUCUAUUGGAGAAGGACCGAGAUGAGAAGGAAUUAGUUUUAUAUAACCCAACGCUUGAUAGUGUCAGAAUGCUAAAGAUCAGUGGUGUUCCGAAAUGGUCUAUAAUAGAGUCGUACUUGGAGACUUUAGUUUCUCCUAACUUGGGUACUACAAUACAUAAUGCACUUAAGUUCGCGAAUUCUGAUCCAAAUAGCAUAUCUCCUACUGCUACUUCAGAGAAAGAACUGGGCAAUCAGUACUUCAAGCAGAAAAAGUUUGAGCAAGCAAUUGAUUGUUAUUCCAGAAGCAUUGCACUAUCACCAACGGCAGUAGCUUUUGCAAAUAGAGCCAUGGCUUAUCUCAAAACAAAAGAUAUGAAGAAGCUGAAAAUGACUGCACAGAGGCCUUAAAUCUGGAUGACUGCUACAUAAAGGCAUAUUCAAGGCGUGCAACAGCUAGGAAAGAACUUGGAAAACUUGAAUCAUCUGUUGAAGAUACCGAGUCUGCGCUGAGACUGGAACCGAACAACCAAGAAGUCAAGAAGCAGAAUGCUGAGGUGAAAGAUCUUUAUAACAAGGUAAGCUGGUUAUUCACUUUCAGUUGAUACUUAUUAGCAACAGCUGCCAGUAAAUUCCUGUUCAAAAUGGUUACACAAGAACAAUGAUAUGGGUACGAGUGUCGAUGAUGGGUGUGAAUAGAGGUACUUCAAAUAAAUUAGGAAAUUGGAACACGUGAGUUGGGUCAGGUUUAUGUUAUGAAUUCUUCUUAGAAUAGUUAGAUCCAGGAUUAGAUUCAAGAAUUAGUGAGAUAUUUUUCCUUCUCAUCUUACUUUACUUUUUUCAAGUUUAGAGAACUAAGUUGCAAAAUUUUGAAGUUUAACUGCUAGAAGAGUACUAGUAGUUUCAGUGUUUGUGUGUGUCUACACGAGUAACAGCAUCUACUGUAUGUGAAGAUUAAUUUUGGAAAACAUAGUGUUAUUAUACAAGUAAUUCAUAUCGAGUAAUCCCUGACAUUUUUUCUCUUGUUUGUCUGCAAUGUUUGGACGUUGGUUAUAUAUCAAGAGGUUCUUGAGAAGUCUUUAGCAGGCAGCAAAAUAUGAAUCGCCAGGACCUUCAGCCUUCCGACUUCCAUAACUUUUACAUGGUGUAUAGCUGUAUAUAUGAAAUCCAUAGAGGGAUUCGCUUGAUGUCUUAGACUUUCAGUUCCUCACUUUUUUUGCUGAUUAUAUUUGUAACCAAGGCUGAGAAACAUAGAACAGCAACAACUAUAACAGUUCUUCACUUUUUUGGCGAAUCCAUCUUCCUUUUGUCUACAUUAAUGUUCUUAUCAUUUCUCUGGUUUCACUUUAUUUAUCUAUGAAGCUUUACUGGCUUGUUUGGGUACCUGUGCUGAAGAGCUUUUCGCUAGUGUCAC